GGGAGGGAAAAGAGGGGAGGGCAGAGAUAUCAUAUUGUUCAUUUCUCCCUCUCAGUCUGCCCUCCCGGUUGCGGGGCUUAUUGCUCGGUGCGUCUUGGAGAGAAGAGAGAGAGAGAGAGAGAGAGAGAGAGAGAGAGAGGGGAGGGGGAGGAGAGAGCGAAAGAGGGCGGAAUGCCCCUUUACAAGCGUCGCAUCUGACUAAAACAGCGGAGAAGCUCGUAAAUCGGAAAUUGGACAGAGAGGGAGACAGUGGUUUCUGCAACGCCAAGGUGAUGUUGGAAAGCUUCAAAAGAGUCCUCGCAAAUUUGACAUUGACUUCCAAUCGAUGCUGAUGUGUUGCAGAGCCCACGGACACAGAUGUAUCCCGCCGUUUACUGUUGGAGCUAGAUGACUAAAAGCCAACUCUGCUCCCAAACUUGCAGCGAAGACAAAGAGACAACUUUUCUGCAGGCUCUCGUUUCUGGUCUUGGAAACAUUAGGAAAAUAACAAGCUAAAGGUUAUGCAUGCAUUGCAGGCAUAACUCCCCAUUCCUCAGCCAAAUCUCUUUGUAAAGAAAAUUUUUCAUGUGGAGUGUCUCCGCUCUGACUUGCAAAUUCAACAUGGCCCAGAACCUCGAGAGUCAAGUUCAAUAAAGGGAAAGCGAGAGGGGUGGGUGUCGCUCAGUCAUACAUGGGCACGUCAGUCUGGUCUCUGUGAUCCAGACCAAGACACCCUGCAGAGCCCCUCCUGUUCUUCCUUUAUUGCUGCUGGCCCCCUUCGCUUCCCCUGCCUCCUCUUUCUCAGUUCACGCCCUGUAAAAGGUGGACGGGCCAACACUCUACCUACCCAAGCGCCGUCCGAUAGGUGAGGGCGGCGAGGGCUGCGCUGUCAUUGGCUGACUGCUGGUGAGAGUGCGAUGCGGAUUGGAGGAUGUCGGGGGACUGGGAUGAAGACCUGUGUAAGAAGGCGCUGGUGUUGGUGGAGGAGCUGUGCUUCAACUCUCCGAGAGGCUACAGCCAAAGUGAACGCUGCCAAGAGUUCAGCUACCUGCUGAGAGGUCGCAACAGACAGCUGGACACAGAGAUCUCUGUCAGUCUGCUGUCGGUCAUAGUCACUUUCUGUGGCAUCGUCCUCCUGUCCGUCUCCCUCUUUGUCUCUUGGAAGCUCUGCUGGCUGCCAUGGCGGGACAAGGAGGGCGGAGGCCUGAGCCUCACAUCAGGGCUGCUGCCCGGAAGCGCCGGCGUCGGGAGCCUGGGAGGCGGGUCGCUCUUACCACCGCUGAUGCAGAGGAAGGAGGGCCACUCCUCGUCCUCGCUCUACCCCACCCUGGGCCAGCACCACCCCCACUUCUCUGACCUGGUGGGGCUGGAGAGGGGGGAGGUCGGAGGUGUGGUUGGAGGGCCACAGGAGACCCAGGAGCACUCCUACCUGGAUAUGGACUCCUACCCCAAUAAUGCCGGAACUCUGAAGCUGAGUCAGACGUCUCCAGAUGUCCCCAACUCAGAGGUUGCAGCCCAUCCCCAUAAAGACCUGCCCAACGCUCAUUCCCAGCAGCAGGUCACCUCAAGGCCCAAGCCCAUGACUCACCAGCUCUCCAGCCCUGAUUUCCACGGUGAGGAGAAGGAGCAGGUAACCAGCAUCGGGCAGAUUAAACCGGAGCUCUACAGACCCAAGGGCGACCAGGGCGAAGGCAAACAGGGCGACACCUGCGGCAAGAUCAGCUUCCUCCUGCGCUACGCCUUCAACACGGAGCAGUUGGUGGUGAAGAUCCUGAAAGCUCUGGACCUGCCAGCAAAGGACGCCAACGGCUUCUCCGACCCGUACGUGAAGAUCUACCUACUGCCAGACAGGAAGAAGAAAUUCCAGACCAAGGUCCACAGAAAGACCUUGAACCCAGUGUUCAACGAGACGUUUCAGUUCGGCGUGCCGCUGAAUGAGCUACAUUCCAGGAAGCUGCAUUUCUCAGUGUACGACUUCGACCGCUUCUCCAGACACGACCUGAUCGGCCAGGUAGUGGUGGACAACCUGCUGGACUUCAGUGAGGGCAGCGGGGACAAACCCAUCUGGAGGGACAUCGUGGAGGGCACCGCGGAGAAGGCUGAUCUCGGGGAGCUUAAUUUCUCGCUGUGUUACCUGCCCACUGCAGGCAGGCUCACGGCUACAGUCAUCAAGGCCACCAACCUCAAAGCCAUGGACCUGACUGGCUUCUCAGACCCGUACGUGAAGGCCUCUCUGAUCUGUGACGGGCGAAGGCUAAAAAAGAGGAAGACCUCCAUUAAAAAGAACACGCUGAACCCCACGUACAACGAGGCGCUGGUGUUUGACAUCCCCAAUGAAAAUAUAGAGAGUGUUUCCCUCAUUAUUGCAGUGAUGGACUAUGACUGUAUUGGUCAUAACGAGGUUAUAGGGAUGUGUCGUGUGGGCAGUGAUGCUGAAGGUCCAGGGAGGGAGCACUGGGCAGCCAUGCUGGCCAAUCCACGCAAACCAAUAGAGCACUGGCAUCAGCUUGUGGAGGAAAAAGCGAUCGGUACGUUUGUGUCGAAGAGCGCUACAACAUCCUCCCCGAAGCCUCACAUUGUGGUGGACAGUCCUCACUCCGAUUAAAACUGUCACGAUCGUCUCUUCAGCUCCUGACUUUUUCCUUUCUUCCCUCUCAUCUGUGAAUAAUUCUCUCCAUCAAAGAACGAGAGACACAGAGACACUGCUGGUGUCCAACUGCUAGUGCUGUUUUGCUCCUGCUAAUGAAUCCUCCAAGUCCUGUGCUGUCUUUACCAAGCCGGGGGGGUAAAAAAAAUAAAAUAAAAUAAAAAAUAAACAACAGCAUCCAUCACGAGCUACACUUUGAACAUCAGACUACACAUUUACAAACACAUGCAGACACUAAAUGGUACACUAGGACUCAUAUCGGGUGUAAAUUUGGACUCUGGCGUGGGGAUGCACACACAUACCUCUCUCUCACACACACACACACACACACACGAAUACACACAGAGUUUGUAGUAUGUGCGUAGUUCAUGUGUGCUUCAGAUUAGUGUAGUAUUUCAUCUAGGAGGAGUGUGACGUGACAAAACUUUUCUCUCUUGAAAAUAAAAAAAGGAAGACAGAAAGAAAGAAAGAAGAAAAGGAAGCCAUCCCAGAGUGGUCUUUUCAACCAGGACCAAAGGUUCAUGCUGUUGUACAGACUAUAAAAGAAGAAAAUCACUAUGUCGAUAUUUUUCUUUGCCACAUUGGUGUACAGUAGACACUGUACCGUAUGGGAAUCUCACGUAGUACUUAGCAGGACAAACCAUCCGAGGUGGAUUCUCCCCGGCCAUUUUGGACGUCUUCUCCAGGCUCUUGUUUCAGACUUAAACUUGCUUAUUUUCCCCAGAGGAAAGACGUCAAAGCGUCCAGUGGUCUUUAUUGAUGUCAGAGGAAUGCAAAACGAGGACAUUCUCAUUGGUUUCAGCAUGUUACGCAACCUUGAAACGUGUCCCUCUUGCUCAUGCUUUUUUGUCACGGUCCUCAUGGUGCUCAUCAGUGUUGGUUUUUAUUUAUUUACUUAUUUUGUUUUUUGCGUGACACAACAUACAUGUAAUGAUAAGAAAAUAAGUUUAUUUAUUCAUGCCAUUUUUUAUAGUCCACCAAGGGUGCGAUGGUGUGAGCUUCUGAGAGACAUGGACUUCUUGAUCGUCCUCAGCUUUCGGGCCAAACCGGCACCUGACGCAGGACUACGCCGGCUGAAUGAGACCUGCGUUCGGGAUGGGACCAGGAUCUGUUUGGAUUGCACUCGCCAGAGGUUGUAUUCCACAGGGAAGGAUAUCACCGCUCUGCUUUAUUUUUCUAUCAUCGAGGACUUUAUUUCUUUCCUUUUCUCAAGAAGUCAUCGUCCAGCUUCAACCGAGGAAAUUAUCUUAAAGUCAUGACCCUGACGGGACUUCUGAAGGACACACACGUCCGUGUUGCUUUUAUUAGUGUGUGUUUCCGUGUUUGUGGGUCUGUUUGUUUUGUAUUUGUGCGUGUCUGUGUGUGUGUGCGUGUGUGUGUGUGUGUGUCUCAGUGUGACCUUGUGCGUGACACGUUUCUGUGCUCACCGCCUCCCUCGUCCUUUUCUCCGUCUUCGCCUCCCUCGCUCCCCCCCAAAUCCCAGCGUCCACAGAUUGAAACGUCUGCCCAGGAGCCAAGCGUGUGUCUUCUGUCCGGUGUCUUUAACAGGAGUCAUUUUGUGUGCAUGUGUGUGUUUGUGUGUGUGAGAAUGUGUGUGUGUGUGUGUGUACUAUAUGUGCCUCAUUGCACUAGGUGGGGAAAUACUGUCUUUCAUAGACAUUAGUUUGUAUUGUCUAUGUCGUCUCUGAACUCAGCUGCCAGUCAUUCAGCCCUCCUCUCCUCUCUAACCCUUUGCCUGAUGUAAGUAACUGUGUUGAUCGUGUACUUCUUUCAGUAAUUUGUGUACUGUAUGUCCGAGGGGGGGAUAAAAAAAACAGAUGGCACGGCGAUUGAAGGUUAAAUUGUUGGGUGUUUUUUGAUUAAAUUUAUGAAGGACCAAAAGAAAAGAGAAAAAGAA
Scatophagus argus is the source of this 4523-nucleotide messenger RNA. RefSeq names its product synaptotagmin III (gene syt3). The transcript is spliced from 13 exons. Gene Ontology annotation, biological process: regulation of dopamine secretion; cellular response to calcium ion; regulation of calcium ion-dependent exocytosis. The record is from RefSeq and is a predicted model, not a curated record. Gene Ontology annotation, cellular component: membrane. Bases 911 to 2584 code for a protein of 557 amino acids. Lineage: Eukaryota; Metazoa; Chordata; Actinopteri; Scatophagidae. Gene Ontology annotation, molecular function: calcium ion binding; SNARE binding; clathrin binding.